GCAGCAGCGGCUUCCCUUGGCUUGGUCGGCCCUUCCUCCACCCUCUCGAACACCUGCGUCCGGAUCCGUUGACGGCGUCUUUAGCUUUGAAAUAUAAUGGUCUCGUAGACACAGGGUGGGCGGGCUACCCACCGACGGGCUACCCGCCUUCGUACCUCGGCUCCUCCCUACCCGCAUGCCCCUCUGGACACGCCCACACCGCCCACCACGCCCACAUGCCGCCCGCGUUGCCCUCAGCCACUCAGAGAGAGGCGAUCGAGACGGCGGCAGCCACGGCGAGCCACCACAGCUUGCUCUCCGAGACCCUGGGCGGCGACGCGAGCCUGGCGCUGGCGAAGGACCUCCUGCCCGCGGCGCCUCCGUGCUCCCGCCGUCCGUGUCCGUCGCCACGUCCCUCAGUAUGCUCGGGGGCGGCGUCAGCGUGCUGGGGGGGCGGCGCAUCGACGAUCGGGGGCGGCGCCAGCAUGCUGGGGGCGGUGUCAGCGUGCUUGGGGAGGAGCCGGCGCCGCCCCUCUCCACGCCCCCCCGCGAAGACCUCCUCCGCCCUUCGAGCUCGGCGACAGGCCUUCCCCAGGCCCUCCCUUCCCUCGGGGGCCUCAGCUCCCUGCCCGGCCACCCCCCGCGCCCCCCGACCCCGUGUGGCGCCCCUACUGACCCUGGAUCAGCCACGGGCGCCGAGGUCGUCCGGGGUCGCGCCCAUGACCCUGCGGCGGGCGGCCUUUAA
This is a messenger RNA of Penaeus vannamei (Pacific white shrimp), 724 nucleotides long. The record is from RefSeq and is a predicted model, not a curated record. NCBI's taxonomy places the organism in Eukaryota, Metazoa, Arthropoda, Malacostraca, Decapoda, Penaeidae.